Molecule: messenger RNA, 1822 nt
Organism: Phaeodactylum tricornutum CCAP 1055/1
Lineage: Eukaryota; Bacillariophyta; Bacillariophyceae; Surirellales; Neidiaceae
Exons: 1
Coding region: 86-1822 (578 amino acids)
Cellular component (GO): nucleus
Molecular function (GO): exonuclease activity; metal ion binding; nucleic acid binding
Source: RefSeq, a predicted model, not a curated record
AAGUUGGCACCGAAAUCCUUCGCACUGCCCCGACGCUUCUUUGAUUGGAGUUUCCUUCCCACCUCGUACACACACACACACACACAUGCCAACAGCGAAAAAGUACAAGCUCUUUGCGGCGGACGGGGCGGACGGCGGGGUGCCUCCGUGUGCCUUUUUCGCGUCGCCGGCGGGUUGUCGCAACGGAGCAUCGUGCAAGUUUGCGCACGUACGGCCCACGGAAGCCGCGGUCGAAACGGGUUCCGUCGUCAGUUCCGAAAGUGACGACGAACCAAUGCCCUCGCCCUCGGUACCGAUCCCCACCACCAACAACAAGCAAAAGUCAGCCAAAACCAAAGCCAAAACAACCCAGCAAGCGUCGCCCCAACCACAAACCAAACAGGCCAAAAAGGUCCAGAUCCAGAUGGAUACCGCCCCAACCGACGAUUCCCCCUUCCGGCAAAGUCCGCCCAAACCCAAAAAAAAUCGUCGCUCCCAGAAAGAAGAGGACCUCGGUCCGUUCGCCAAUCCCAAGAAAAAGGUCAAAUCGGACGAAUCGCCGGGAGGCCACAAAACCGCUGCCCAAGAACCGACGCCCCCACCCACCACCAAUUCCCCAAAGCCGAAGCAGCAGCCCGCCAAAACGGCGGUUGCUGGCUUUGACAUUCGGGCUUUGAACUUGCCCGUCGCCUCCUUUACCAUGCCUGGAACCGCACCGGCUCCAACCGCACCCCCUCAACCCCCCGCUCCCGUCGCCGAUGCGGUAUCCAACGUCCAGGAGAUUCUCCCGACGCACACCACUACGGGCGCCAAAUGGAUGAAGGCCAUUCAACAGGCCCGCCAGCAUCACAAGUACGCGACCGCGUACGAUUUCGUAAAAUACAAGGCUUUGGAUGCCGAGAUUGGAUUGGAUCCCAGCAGCACUUGGAUUCAAGCGAAACCGUACGGCGAGUGGUGCAAAGGAUUUCCCCAAGCUAUUGCUAUUGAUUGUGAAAUGUGCGAAACGGAAGACCCGGUUUCCGGCAAACAUAACGCCAAGGAUUUAUGUCGUGUCUCCAUCGUCAAUGCAGAAAACGACGAAGUUCUGCUGGACAGUCUGGUGAAGCCAUCCUGGCCGGUGGUUGACUACCGCUCCCGUAUUAACGGCAUUACUGAAGAGCACUUGAAAGGCGUGCAAUUUACUCUGCGUCACACCCAGGCAUUUCUGAUGGCUCUUUGUAGUCAGGAAACGGUCAUUCUUGGACACGCCCUGCACAACGAUCUAGCCGCGAUGCGCAUGGAGCACUAUUGCAACGCUGAUUCGGCCAAUUUAUUUUCCGCAUCCGACAGCGAACGAUCCAGCGUCAGCCUGAAAGACUUGGCUUCCAACGUUCUGAAAAAGACCAUGCCCGACAAGCACGACUCGGUGAACGACGCUAGAACCGCAUGGAAAGUCUUGGAACACUGGGUCGAAAAGGACGGCCAAGUCGAACCCAUUGUCCGCUCUAUGUCCGUGAAGCAGACCUUUGCCUCCCAGCUUUUCAUUCACCGUAUUCCGAAAAAUAUGUGCGAAGAGUCCCACUUGUCGCGUAUGUUCUUGGCUCAUACGAGUAUUGCGCCGACGGAAGUGGAAGAGAUUGAGUUUGCGGGUGAAAUGGGCAAAACCCACGUCGUUUUCAAGUCCCCGCAACACGCCAACUUGGCGUUCGAUACGCUCGAUAGCAAAACCGAUACAGAUCCGUCGGGACGCCUCCAGAAGAAAGUUUUUCUCCGAAAUGGCGGCUACAUUCGCGUCCGCAAAAUGGCCUUUGAGAAACCCCGAGACAAGAGUCCGCCCCGUCGUGCUUUGACGACGUCGGACUAA